AUGGAGAGUGCGGCCGAGACGGAACUGCUGGAGCGCGCGAGGCGUCUGUGUCUGGCGGCGAGGGAGUUGCAACUGCCCGCGCUGCUGCCCGGCUUCGGGGUGAGGCAACGAGAGCAGGAGGGGCAGGAGGAGGUUGGAGACUCGACUGAGGAGGCCAGAGACCAUGCAGGACGCAGCGUCAACAACAACAACACAGGAUCGCAACGACAGUCGACGGAGAAGCUGCCGUUGAUAACUGCGUCAUCAUCGCCAGCUGCAGUUGCUGCUGCAAUACCGAGGCACAGGAAACAGGCUAGCCAGAGCGAUGACAGUAGGGAGAAGAGGGGGCUGGAGGAGGCUCGUCGGCGGAAGGGGGAGGAGAGGAAGAGGCACGAGAGGGAGAUCGAGAGGGUCAAACAGGCACAAGAGCGCGCACGGGCUCGAGUCGCGCGGACGAACCAGCUGGAGCAACAGCAGUCGCUGCAUGCAGCCGAGCAGCUCCAGUCGAAUGCUUUGAGUGCAGCGGACGAAUGCGCGGAGAAGAUCAGGCGGGCGCAGGAGAGUCGCCGUCGGGCCAAGGAGCGCAUCCGAAUGAAGCGUCAGGAGAAGACUCCGGACACGACACCGCCAAGCUCUGCGUCUGGCUUAGAAGCGGAGCCUGUCAACCUGGAAUCCUUUCACAGGAAAACGAUCCGACGCUUGCAUGAAUCAAACCAACGCGUUCACCGGAUCGACAGGGACGAGCGCCAAAGCACCCCCGAGAGAAGCGAAGAUAUUGAUCCGGAGCAGAAACUCAUGGAGAGAAAGCUUCGGCAGGAAACGGCAGCGCGUUUGCGCCGAAUGAGGCAACAAGCCGAGAACCAAAAGCUCCAAGAUCAAGAAGAAUUCGAGCAGGGUCUCCAAAAGUAUAAGAACAAGCUGAGGGAAAUGGAUCGCGUUGCCAAGGGCUUGAGUAAACAGCCCUCAUUACCUCAAAUUAAUGAGGUUACUUCGUUUAAAGCAGAGCACACCAGUGAUGGGACGUGUGCUUCCUCAACUUAUGGCCAAGAUCCUAGUCCUGCCCAUGAUACAUCGACAAGGUCUACCAAUCAAGACGCGGAAUCGUCAUCAGAUUCGGACGGCCCAAACAAUGUUCGCCGUCCAGACCUAUCCAUAUCGGAUGCAACGUCGCCCCAAACAGCGGAAACUGGUCUGCGCAGGUCCAGACUUCCUACCUGGAAGCAACCACCUGUUCCUAUACAACCUACGCAGUGCUAUUCGUAUAAGGCGAUUCUUCCAACCUACUCACGGACUUCAGUGACG
Molecule: messenger RNA, 1281 nt
Organism: Phytophthora sojae
Lineage: Eukaryota; Oomycota; Peronosporomycetes; Peronosporales; Peronosporaceae
Exons: 5
Source: RefSeq, a predicted model, not a curated record